AAUACUAAUAAUACUUAACCACUUAAACACAUAGUUUAAUUAUAAAGUUGGGUCGGGGUGUUACAAAAAUAAUGGCAUUUGUGGGGGAGGAAUUAGUGGUUUGGAAUAAAUAUCCAAUAGAAGAAAUAUGAGUUAUUGAAGAAAAUGAAGAUAUUAACUCAAUAGAAAAUGAGUUUAAACUUUUUGUUGGUCAAUAUUUUCUUAGUGAAGAAGAGGUUUUCAUUUUCUAUAAAAAUUAUGCAAAUCGAUAUGGUUUUAUAAUUCGAAAAUGUCGUUUUGUCACAAAAAAUGGAGAAAAUGUAAGACAUGAUUUCUUUUGUCAUCGAGAAGGUAGACAACAAUUAAAAAUAGUGGAUUCAUCUAAGAAGCAAUGAAAUAGGAUAUCUACAAGAUGUGGAUGCAAAGCUCAUCUAAGAAUCACAUUGCGAAAGUCAUUUGACAUUUUUCCACGAGAAUGGCAUGUCACUAAGUUUGUUAUAGAUCACAAUCAUGAAUUGUUGUCCCUUUCGGAAGUGAGAUUUCUUCCAGCCAAUCGAGUUAUCACUAUGAAGAUAAAUAUCGCAUUCUCUUAUUGCAAAAUUGUGGACUUUCAGUUAGGCAAAUAAUACAUGUUAUGGAGCUUGAGAAAGGUGUGAAGCAUGGAGAUCUUCCAUUUUUUAAAAGAGAUAUCCAUAACCUUUAUGUGAAAAUGAGAAGGAUGCAUACAAUGAAUGAUGCUAUGGGUCUCUUACAAUUGUGCAAAGUUAAAAGAAUUCUAAAUUUCAAUAUGCAUAUACAACUGAUGAAGAGAGUAGGUUGGAGCAUAUUUUUUGGGCACCUACUCCUUGUUUUGAUUGGUACCAAAAAUAUGGAGAUGUAGUUGUUUUUUAUACUACUUACAAAGUAAAUACAUAUGGCAUGCCUUUUGGUAUUUUUGUUGGUAUCAAUAAUCAUGGAAAGAAUAUUCUCUUUGGUUGUGCACUUCUUCGAAAUGAAACAACUAGUGCAUUUCAAUAGUUAAUGAAGAAUUUUGCAAAUUUAAUGAAGAAGUCACCUAAGGCAAUUUUAAUAGACCAAGAUCUAUGGAUCACAGAAGCAGUAUCAAAAGAAUUGCUAUCCACAAAACAUGUUUUUUGUAUAUGGCACAUUACUGCUAAAUUUAGUGGUUGGUUUACGGAAAUUCUUCAUAGUCAAUAUUCAAAUUGGUGCAUGGAUUUCUACAAUCUAUAUAAGUUAAACUCAUGUGAAGAAUUUGAGCAUCAAUGGUCUCAAGUUAUGGCAAAAUAUGACAUGCUUACUAACAAGCAUGUAAGUGGUUUAUAUCAAAUCAAGCAUUUUUGGGUACCAUGUUACCUUUGUGGCUAUUUUUUUGGAGGAAUGACAAUAACCAGAAGAUCCGAAAGUAUAAAAGCAUUUAUCAAAUGGUUUGUUAGUUCCUACAUAAACUUGAUGCAAUUUAUUGAACAAGUUGACCUUGCCAUUGAAGAUAUUGAGCAAACACAAUCACAUGAUACAAUGUUGGAAAAAUAUAGAGGUUCUUCUUUAAGGACAUUGUCACCGAUAGAAGAACAAGCACAUAGUGUCUUGACACCCUAUGCUUUCAAAAAUUUUCAAGAGGAGUUUGGAAGAGCCACACAAUAUUCGGUGCUUCAAGAAAACGGUAUUGAAUUUGUGUUGCAAUAUUAUGAAGAAAAAACCAGUCAAAAGCACUUGGUCUUAUGGGAUGGUGAGAUGACUAGUUGUAGUUGUAAGAAUUUUGAAUUUUGGGGUAUACUUUGUCGUCACACACUUAGUGUAUUCAUUCACAAAGAUUGUUACCAAAUUCUAUCUUUGUAUCUUCCACCACGUUGGUGUCGUGAAACAUCAUUAGGUGGAAAAGAAUUGAUAGUGUUGAGUGAUGAAAAUUUAGUGGACAAUGAAAAUAUGGUUGAUGCUAAUGCUAAUGAUGCUAUUGAUGGAGAUUGUUUUGUUCGUUGUCCUCUACUCUCAAAUAUGAAAGGUCACCCAAAGUAAAACAGGAUGAAAGGUGGAAAGAAUUGGGAAAGCAAAAGAGAACUUGUGGGUUUUGUAAGCAUGUUGGCUAUAACAUCUCUACAUGUCUGAAGAAGGAGAAGGAAAACUCGACUUCCUCAAAUGGUGCAAAGAAAAUGAAAAAUUGUACUUCAAUAGAUAUAGGAUUGAACCCAAUAUUUUAUUUGAAAUGUUAG
Molecule: messenger RNA, 2186 nt
Organism: Quercus lobata
Lineage: Eukaryota; Viridiplantae; Streptophyta; Magnoliopsida; Fagales; Fagaceae
Product: protein FAR1-RELATED SEQUENCE 11-like
Exons: 3
Coding region: 1000-1992 (330 amino acids)
Biological process (GO): regulation of DNA-templated transcription
Molecular function (GO): zinc ion binding
Source: RefSeq, a predicted model, not a curated record